This is a messenger RNA of Rhodofomes roseus, 525 nucleotides long. Its product is annotated as ribonuclease III. The record is from RefSeq and is a predicted model, not a curated record. Gene Ontology annotation, biological process: RNA processing. The coding region runs from base 1 to 525 and encodes 174 amino acids. Gene Ontology annotation, molecular function: ribonuclease III activity. The transcript is spliced from 2 exons. Lineage: Eukaryota; Fungi; Basidiomycota; Agaricomycetes; Polyporales; Fomitopsidaceae.
AUGAUAGCACUACACAGGGCCAUCUUCGAUGCAGUAGUCGAAGCUAUCCGCAGGCCCGAGUUUGACGCUUCUCUGCCUCCUCUGUCGGACGCCACAUGGGCAAGGUUGCUCGCAAAUUCCGCCCUCAUGGAGAGGGAGCGCCUCGAGUUCCUGGGCGACGCUCUCAUGUACGCCACGAUUGGGACGAUUCUCUACAAACAGAUACCCAGCGGAAGUCCCCAUCUGUACACGAAUGUUCGUGGCGUCCUGCACUCUAAUGCCGUAUUCACGAAAGUGGCCGAGAAGCUUGACAUCCUGGCGGUCCCUGAUGUGGUCCUGAGAGCCUUGUCCAAGAUGGACUUUGGCGAGGGCGCGUCAGCCGCCUCGAACAAAUCCAAACCGGAAGUCAAGGCGACGGCUGACCUGUUCGAAACUGUCCUGGGCGCCUACUACCUCGAGAAGGGCUUCGGUCCGCUCUGUGAAUGGGUUCAAGGCAUCUACAAACCCCUGAUUGCUGUGGCAGAGAGGGCUUUCCGCGAAUGGUGA